AUGUUGAUAAUCAUUGACCAAUAUAAAGAGAAGGUGAACCUAGCUGCUAGUCAUGGGCAUAUGCUGGAAGAUGAACAGGCAAAUGUGUUAGCCUUGCGGGUUGAAAGGGAAGCGAGAGAAGGGGUGAUAGAGUUAUUGCAUAAAGAAGCCAUGAAAUGGAUGGAUAGAUUUGCUCUCACUCUGAAUGAGAGUCCAGAGCUUCCAAGGUUGUUAGCUAGAGCCAAGGCGGUGGCUAACACAUACUCUACUCCUGAUAAAGUCCAGAGCAAGCAUCUCCUCCCACCAUAUGGCUUGCCUUCCAAUUAUACACUACCCAAUGUUGAACACGCGCCCGAUGAGAAUGUCCACAAUUCUACUCCCAUACCCAUUGAGAGCCAACAACCCCAAUAUGCCACUAAGGAGCAAGCAUUUGGUUGCGUACCCUUGCCAAAUGCUUUGGAGGGCCCUCAGUAUCGCCCACAAUCACAACUACAACCCUUACAUUUUGUGGUGGGAAGAUUGCCUCCUGCCAUGGCGGAAAGGGAAAAAUUCGAUCACAUAGAAGAAAGGCUGAGGGCCAUUGAAGGAGAUGAAGACUACCCUUUUGCCGACAUGGAAGAACUGUGCCUAGUGCCUGACAUCAUCAUUCCUCUGAAGUUCAAGGUGCCAGAUUUCAACAAAUACAAGGGAACUACUUGCCCCAAGAAUCACCUAAAGAUGUAUUGCCGGAAGAUGGGAGCAUACGCGAAGGAUGAAAAACUAUUGAUGCAUUUUUUCAAGAGAGUUUGGCUGGGGUAG
Molecule: messenger RNA, 777 nt
Organism: Glycine soja
Lineage: Eukaryota; Viridiplantae; Streptophyta; Magnoliopsida; Fabales; Fabaceae
Exons: 3
Coding region: 1-777 (258 amino acids)
Source: RefSeq, a predicted model, not a curated record